Triticum turgidum subsp. durum (durum wheat) is the source of this 4497-nucleotide messenger RNA. NCBI's taxonomy places the organism in Eukaryota, Viridiplantae, Streptophyta, Magnoliopsida, Poales, Poaceae. The record is from the annotation of a GenBank genome assembly.
AUGAGGCCGCCGGACAUGUAUGACCCUGGCGGCAGCUCGUCGUCCCGGCCACAUGGCACGGAGGAGCUGCAGCCGGAGGUGGUUCUCUACACGGCGUCGACGUCAUGCCGUAGAGGCCGCACCUCCGCCGACCUCUACGCCCUACGUGCCCUGCUGCGGGGCUACGGCCUAGCCAUGGACGAGCGCGACGUGUCCAGGAGCAAAGCGCACCGCUGCGAGCUCAAGUCGUUGCUCGCGGCUCGGGGCUGCGCUUUCUCCCUCCCGCAGCUCCUCGUGGGCGGCCAGCUCGUGGGCGGCCCUGACGAUGUUAGGCAGCUGCACCAGACCGGUGGGCUCCGGCCUCUCCUCGACGGCGCCCCGAGGCCGUACGGCGCCUUCGUCUGCAAAUCCUGCAGGACGGUCGACUCCAAGCCCUGCAGGAAGUGCAGCCACUCCCGCAACAAGAUUCUGGAUCACGGCGUUAUUGCCGACGAGCAGGAGAGGGUUGUCCUUUUUUAUCCAACCCAAGAUGUUUCAGUGGGAGGUAGAGGCAGAAAGUUGGAUGCCACUAUCAGUGUUUCUCUGGGUGUCAUGAGACCCCUUGUUAAGAAGCUUGACAUGAUGCUAGGUCCUCAUGGAUGCAAGCUGACCAAGGGGGUCAAUGAUAGGUUGCAACUUCUCAAAGAUGAUCUUGAAGAAAUAGGCGCAAACCUUGAAGAUCUAUUAGAGGUGGAGGACCCUCCCCUGGAAGCCAAGUGCUGGAUGAAAGAGGCACAUGAGUUAUCUUAUGACAUCCUAGAUUGUAUUGACAACUUUGUGCCCCCUGGGUCUCUUGGCUACAGAUCUGACCACAAGACGACUCAUGUUAAGAUUCCCAAGAGGCUCAAGUGGCAGAAACUGAUUGAAUAUGCAGGUCCUGAUGUGUCAGGACAUGUUAUCUCCAAAACCAUUCGUGUUAAUGUCAUUCGUGCUCCUAGGAGGCUCAAGUGGUACCAGCAAGUGGUUGAAAAGGUAUCAAAAUUCAGGAUCUAUGCUAAGGAGAUGGUUCGGCGGUACGAGAGGUACCUGGGCCACUGUUGUAACACCUUGGCGGCAAGUAGAUUUUUGGCCAUUGGGCCUAUGAUGCCAAUGCCGCCACCGCCAUGUGAGAAAACUUGUUCCGGCCUAGUAAUUGAUGGUCGGAUGAGCAACUUUAUCAACUACCAGCUGGCUAAUGAUGAGAAUCAGCAGUUCAAGGUGGUGUCUAUUCACGGAUCUGGAUGUCUUGGUAAAACAAUGCUUGCCAAAGUGUUGUACAAUAAAAUUGGGAAGCAAUUCCAUUGUCGGGCUUUCAUCCGGGUGUCCAAAAAGCCUGAUAUAAAGACCCUUUUCCACGACAUACUAUCACAAAUCAAGCGGAAGCAGCCCCAAGCAAGCCAAGACGCUUCCGCUGAACUUCGCGUUACUGCUGAAAAUAUAAGGAAUUACCUACAUGGCAAGAGGUAUCUGAUUGUAGUUGAUGAUUUAUGGGAUACAUCAUCAUGGGAUGUUAUUAAUCAGGUUUUUCCCAAGGGUUGUCAAGGCAGCAGAAUAAUAACAACGACACAGAUUGAAGAUGUUGCAUUAGCAUGUUGCUGCGAUGACCCAGAACAAGUUUUUGAGAUGAAACCUUUGGAUCAUGAUCACUCAAGGAAGCUAUUCUUUGGCAUGCUUUUUGGUUCUGAAAGUGACUGUCCCGAAGAAUUUAAACAAGUUUCAAGCGAAAUUGCAGAAAUAUGUGGUGGUUUGCCUGUAGCGACCAAUAGCAUAGCUAGUCUGUUAGCAAACCAGCCUUCCUUAUCAAUGGAUUUAUUCACACGCAUACAUGAUUCGUUAAUCUCCUGUUUGGCAUCAAAUUCCACUUCAGAAAGAACGAGACAAAUACUAAACCUCAGCUACAACAGCCUCCCUCACUACCUCAAGACUUGCCUCCUCCAUCUUAGAAUGUAUCCAGAGGGCUCCAUAAUCUUCAAACAUGAUCUCGUUCGGCAAUGGGUAGCUGAGAGGUUUAUUUAUGCAAGAGAAGGGCAAGACACAGAGCAAGUUGCAGGGAUGUAUUUUGAUGAACUUGUUGAUAGAAGAUUCAUCAAGCCUAUGUCUAUCAACUUCAACAAUGAGGUGGUGUCCUGCACAGUUCACUCUGUGGUGCAUGAUCUUAUUGUACACAAGUCUGCGGAAGAGAAUUUCGUUGUGGUAGUAGAUUACAAUCGCAAGAUUUUGUCAUUUUCUCAUAAGGUCCAUCGACUAUCUCUCCAACCCGGUGAUGCAAAAUAUGCCAAGAUACCAGCAAACAUCAGAAAGUCACAAGUGCGGUCACUUGGGUUUUUUGGAGUAUCAGAGUGUAUGCCUUGUAUUGGAGAGUUCAAGCUUGUUCGUGUGCUAAACCUUCAAUUGUCUGGUCAUCAUCAUGGCAGCCAAGACCUGGCCAUAGACCUCACUGGGAUAUCAGAACUGUUCCAUCUGAUAUAUUUGAAGAUUGCUUGUGAUGUCUGCAUAAAACUGCCAAGCCGUAUGAGAGGGCUGCAAUGUCUGGAAACACUGGAUAUGAUGGAUACAACAACAUGCACUCAUGUUCCAUGGGAUAUUAUAUAUCUCCCACAAUUGUUGCACCUCAGUCUUCCUGCUCAUUCGAAUCUGCUGGAUUGGUCUGUCAAUCCAUCUGGGAGCCUUGGCAUGUUGAACCAUCUGCAGGAUCUUUAUAUUUCUACGCCGCCUUGUUCUAAUUCCUACCAUCUGAAGAGAAGCAUGCAAGCUCUGGAUUCUUUUAUAUGUGAACAUGGAAGCCUGAAAAAUGUAAAAGUGGUGGCUCAUGGGUCCUCGGUUAGGUAUGGUGACGCUUCAGAAGCAAGUGUUUUCUGGUAUUUCGUCAAAACUCCCUGCCAUCUCCAGAGAUUUGAGCUCUCACCGCACAAACCCGUCAUAUUUUCUUGGCUGCAUGUGUGGUUGAAACAACUAGGUAACCUAUCCAUUCUGAAGAUUGCUGUGCGUGAACUGUCGAUAGAUAAUACUGAUAUUCUUAAACAGUUGCCUGCUCUCACUGCUCUGUCGUUGUAUGUGGAGACGGAGCCCAGCAUGAAGAUUAUCUUUGACAAUGCAGCUGGAUUCACAGCUCUCAAGUACUUGAAGCUGAGGUUCAUGAGUGGAAUAGCUUGGCUAAAAUUUGAGGCGGGAGCAAUGCCUAAUCUCUGGAAGCUUAGGCUCGUUUUCGACGCCAUCCCCCAAAUGGACCAACAACUUUAUCUUUAUUCAGACAGUGACCAGUGGAAACAAUAUCGGCAUGGUACUGCAUUGAUCAGCAUUGAGCAUAUGACAGGCCUUAGAGAGGUCUCCGCAAAAUUCGGGGGUGCAGCUGGUGAUCUAAAGUAUGUCUCAUUGAGCGGGAUAGUUAGCAAUCAUCCGAGCAAUCCUAUAAUCCAUGUCCAAUUAGUGGAUUCUGGUUCCCAUGGUGGUGGAGAGGUGGUCUCAUGGAGCAAUACCAUUGGUGUGAUAGGUCGUGACCUCUUCAUCUAUUGCCUCCACCGCCUCUCCAGGUGGGAAUAUGGCGCCAUCGCCUCCCUCAACCGUGACUUCAAUUCGGUGGUUCGCAACGGGGACAUCUACCGCCUGCGUCGCAAGAAUGGGGUGGCCGAGCACUGGCUCUACCUCUCUUGCGGUAAUAAUUCCCACAAGUGGGACGCUUUUGACCCAUCCACUGGGCGCUGGAUCCAAGUGCCCAAGAUGCCACCAGCUCAAUUCUUAUUAGCAGAGAUGAUCGCUGUAGGAACCGAGCUGCUGGCGUUUGGGGGUGGAAGGGUUGGCUUGACAUAUAGCAUCCUUACCAAUUCAUGGACACGGCUUCCUGAGGUGAUGAACAGGCCGCGGUUCACGUUUGGGUCAGCAAGUGUCGGCGAAAAGGUGUAUGUCGCGGGAGGUAAGGAUUCUUCAGGAAGGGAAUUGAGCUCCGCAGAGAUGUAUGACUCGGAGACGCAUACUUGGACAACCCUUCCCAGCAUGAAGAGGGCUAGGUCCGGAUGCUCUGGUGCGUUCAUGGACAGCAAGUUCUAUGUGAUCGGUGGUAUUACCGAUAACCAAGAGGCAUUGACAUGCGGUGAGGAGUAUGACUUGAGCCGGCAGUCAUGGAGGGUCAUAGACAACAUGUCUCAGGGGCUCAACCAGGCAAGCCAGGGAGCUUCUCUGCUCCUUGCAGCUGUCAACAAUGAGCUUUAUGCUGCUGAUUACAUAGAGAAUGAUUUGAAGCAGUAUGAUAAGAUGGACAACAAGUGGAUCACUCUUGGAAAAUUGCCUGUACAGUCUAUGUACAAAGAUGGCUGGGACAUUGGUUUCCGAGCAUGUGGUGACCGGCUGAUUGUUAUUGGGCCUUCAAACAAUUCUACUGAUGAAAAGGUGGUUGAGCUUCAUUCAUGGACCCCGGAUGAGCAACCGCCUGUGUGGAAUUUUCUUUCAAGACGGCAAUUUACCAGUGAGAGGCGUCUUUUGUACUGCGCUGUGAUGGGUUGCUGA